Messenger RNA from Drosophila busckii, 3159 nucleotides. RefSeq lists its product as uncharacterized. Gene Ontology annotation, biological process: cilium assembly; cilium movement. The record is from RefSeq and is a predicted model, not a curated record. The transcript has 6 exons. Gene Ontology annotation, cellular component: motile cilium; extracellular exosome. The coding region runs from base 33 to 3113 and encodes 1026 amino acids. NCBI's taxonomy places the organism in Eukaryota, Metazoa, Arthropoda, Insecta, Diptera, Drosophilidae. Gene Ontology annotation, molecular function: protein binding.
GUUAAGUAAACAAAAAAUAGAUUGUAACGAAAAUGCCGCCCAAAAAGAACAAAGUUGAGGAACCAGUGGUGAAAGGACCGUUACCACCCAAUAUAUUUCUAUACAUACAGCUGGCGGGGAUGGGCACCUUGCCACCCACAGUGCAUCCAAUAGAAUUACACUUGGAGCAAGGCGAUAGCGUUUUAGUCAAAUGCGUGGAGCACUACAAUACCGAGGGCAUAAUUUACGAAGAUGAGUUCGAUAUGAAGCCCACAUAUACAUUAAUUUUUCAGCAGGAUAAUUUGGAUCGCAUCAAUCAUGCCGCCGACAAUCCAUUGCUCAUCAAGUUGUUUAUGCGAAAAAGCGAACCACCCAAGUUGAUGGGCGAGGAGGAGGCAGAGACCUAUUUGACAUUUGAGUCGGAUACCGAUGGAUUUGCAACAAUGAAAGAAAAUGCAAUUUUGAAUCAGCUGCUGGGCUUGGAUGAUGAAAAGGAUGAAAUCAAUUACUAUGCUGAAAAGGAAGAGUUAAUCUUACUCUGUGUGGGCUAUUUGGAUCUGAUUAAAGUAUUUGGUCACUCCAGAUGCAUGAUUAAGGAGGAACUGUAUCUAUAUCCAGUGCCAGAAGUACCCACCGAACUACGCUAUACCGUACAUUCAUCCUGGCAUCUUUAUACGCUAGUGCCCAUAGCCAAAGAGCUCGUGUUUACCAACAUGGCAUUCGUCACCUUCGAAUCAAUUUAUAAUCUCAGCAAUGAUUACAUUCUCGAUCUUGAUAGUCUCUAUGUGCAGUUGAGCUUUCGUUCUAGGGAGCCAGUUGGACGCAAUGAAUAUCACACUGUACCUUGGUGCACGUUCAACUCCUUUAACGAAAGCAUCAUUAGUGAUCAAUCCAGCUCGACGGUAUUUGAAUCUUUUCGUGGUCGCGUGAGCUCGAGCACUUGCACUGGCUUGAAGUCCUCGAUGGAAGUGCAAAUGCACAAACUAUUCGCACAAAUUAUGCGCUCCGAAGGCUUGAACUUUGAUGUGGAGAAUAUUGAUGUUAGCAAUGAUAUGGCGCUGGUGUUCAAUAGCUUUCAUCGCUUUAUACUCACCCGACAAAUGUCGGAAACACUUUGUCAUGCUAUUAUCUGUAAAAGAUAUGUCGUGGCUGUGGAUGUUUGGCAACAGGGAAAGUCCACACAGCAGCGUGUGUUCCAAGGCUUUCUCGAUCCCGCUAUACUUUGUUUUCCUGGUGUGCAAAAUAUACGCUUUGCUGUGGAAUUGAAGUACUUGGGUGCAAAGAAGCCCAAGCCCAAGCCGCCAAAGCGUGUGACACGUGUUAGUUUGCCCAGCGAGGAUGGACGCAUGACUACGCAGCUGAGUGCGGAGCCUGUGGAAACGACAUUUGCUAUUAUUAAAAUAUGUUUGCUAUCACCUUUGGGUGAAAUCUAUCAGGAGCUGAAAGUAUUUCGCGAGAGUUUUAUAAGUCAAAAUCGCAUGCUGCAUUGCGAUAUCUUAACCGAGAACAAAGCCUUGACGCUGAAGCAAAUCCAACGUGAGGCUUACAUGCGCUUCGAUUCAUUCGUCAAGGAUACAGUGCAGUAUAUUAUAGAGAAGAAUGUGUUCAGUGUGGAGGAUAAGCAGUCGCAUUUCUGCUGUGCUCUGCGUAAUCUAUCGAACAUAUUGCUCAAUGUGGUGGGCAGUGAUUUCAAUAUGCGCAUUCCAACCAGCACCAAUGAGGAAUUUUCGAACCUUUGCGUUAUAGUUUUCAAUGAGCUGGAGAAGCGCAUACAUGAUAUUGUGGAAAAGGCAGAGGAUCGUGGCUUUGAUGAGCUUCUACACAGCGAUCAGCAAAGAAAAAAUGAUCAGUUUAUUGAUAUAAUGAAUACUAUCAAGUAUUUGCGAGCUGUCGACGAUCAGCGUAUGGCAGACUUUUUGCAUGAAAGGAUAACAGAAUAUAGCUGCAGUAUUUUUGAUUUCUAUGAUCUUAUAGCCAAAAUGGAGCAAUGCGACUAUGUGGCCGCCAGAGAAUAUUUCAAAGCUGCCAAGCGACUUUCACAUGCCAAUGAAUAUUAUUCUGGCUGGAUACGUUUGUACUUGCGCUAUUUGGAAACACGUGACGAUCCCGAUGAGCUUGUCGCCGCCAAUGCCACCGAGUGUCUGCUUAAGAGCAUCUUCAAGUACGCAGAGUUUCAUGCUCGCCAGCUGGACGGUUGGGUGCUGCUGCAUUGCUACUACAAGCAUUUUAAUUAUGCGCCUGGCUAUGACUACGCACGCUGGCGUUAUGAGGAUCAGCUGCGUCUGCCGCGUGGCAAUGCUGCUGCAACUCCAUUUAGCUUUUGGGGCAUCAAUCUGAAUAUAUAUCCGGAGUUUUCAGAGCCGCGUGGACGCAUUUUCUUUGGCGUAUUCAAAAUGUUUGUGCGCUUGGGCAUUUACGAGUUUGGUGAGAUAAUCUUUGCACAGAUUCAGUCGCUGUGCAGUGAGGCAUAUAGAUAUAUGAUAAAUACACAAUUGAUGAUAUUGAGAAAAACGCUGCCAGAGGACUAUGAGUUGUCCACUUUCGAGUUUGAUGAAACACAGGAGGGCAUUAUAAAGAGCGCGUUCAAUGCCCAGAUCAAUGGCAAUGUGGAGUAUUAUCGCGGCAACUGGGAGGCAGCGGCUGAGUAUUAUGAGGAGAACUUGAAUAAAGGCGCCGACGCCUUUAUGCAUCGUGAUAACUAUUUGCUAAGUAAACUGCGCCUGGCCUAUCUGUCCAUGCAAGUGGGUGACUAUCAAAAGGCUAUUGAUGCUAUAAGCGCAAGUCAGCUUAUGGCUGGCAAUAUGCUCUCGCUCAUUGGACUCUAUUUGCUGGGCAAGGCUAACUAUAAACUGCAUAAUCUGGAAAAGGCUAUGCAGCAUUUUAUUGAGUGCACCACUUUGGGCUCACAUGUGCCCAAUGCUUGGGGAUUUUUGGCGCUCAUUCAUUUGCAAUUGGGCAAUAAUAUGGCUGCGCUAUGUUGCUGGAAAUAUGCCAAGGUUGAUCCGACGAAGGCAAUAUCAGAUGACUUUAUCUAUGACGAGCUGGAUGCCAUUGACAUAGACAGUGUGGAACUCUAUGUGGAUGUACAAAGUGAUGCGAGUGUGUCCUUUUGCGGCAAGGAUGACGAUUAUUAGCAAAAUUUGCAAUGUUCACACACACACAAAUAUUAAAAAUACAAUA